Periophthalmus magnuspinnatus is the source of this 2874-nucleotide messenger RNA. Its product is annotated as E3 ubiquitin-protein ligase TRIM39-like. Gene Ontology annotation, molecular function: zinc ion binding; ubiquitin-protein transferase activity; protein binding. Lineage: Eukaryota; Metazoa; Chordata; Actinopteri; Gobiiformes; Gobiidae. The coding region runs from base 81 to 1742 and encodes 553 amino acids. The transcript has 2 exons. The record is from RefSeq and is a predicted model, not a curated record. Gene Ontology annotation, biological process: protein ubiquitination.
AAACAGUAUGUACUCGCUCUGCAUUUGCUCAAGGGCACCUCAGCGGCUUCAAACCCUCAAAAGUCUUCUCCAGCACAGACAUGUCCUCCAUCAGUGAAAGGAGCUCCGAGGAGACGUUCCAAUGCUCCAUCUGUCUGGAGGUGUUCUCUGAGCCAGUGUCCACUCCAUGUGGACACAACUUCUGCCGACGCUGCAUCUCUCAGACCUGGGACACUGAUGGGCUGACAUGUCCUCUGUGUAACAGGAGCUACAGCACAAGACCUGAGCUCAGUGUGAAUACUCUGCUCCUGGAGAUGGUUUCUCAGUUUAAACUAGAGGCUGAAAAGUUGAAGUCACAAGUGUCCAAACCUGGAGAGGUGCAGUGUGACAUGUGCUCUGAGCCCAAGCUGAAGGCCCUCAAGUCCUGCCUGGUGUGUCUGUCCUCCUUCUGUGAGAGCCACCUCCAGCCUCAUCUCGCAGUCUCUGGGCUGAAAAGACACCAGCUGAUGGAGCCAGUGGAAAACCUGGAAGACAGGAUGUGUCCCACACACCAGCGCCCCCUGGAGCUCUUCUGUGCCACUGACCGAAGCUGCGUCUGUACUGUGUGUGUCCUAGAGCACAAGAACCAUGAGUUCUUGUCUCUGGAGGAGGCGUGUGAGCGCAGGAGGUCCUCUCUGCUGCAGACUCAGGCUCAGAGUCAGCACAUGGUGGAGCAGAGGAGGCAGAAGAUCCAGGAGAUCCAGAUCCUCCUGGAGCUGAGUGAGACAGAGACCCUCAGAGAGAGGGCUGUGGGGCUGCAGGCCUUCACUGCUCUUAUGCAGUCUGUUCAGAGUCGUAUGGACCUCUUCUUAGUGGAGCUCCAGGAGAAGCAGAGCCGGAGCCACAGACGAGCCCAGGAUCUGGUGCAGCGGCUGAAGCAGGAGAUCUGUGAUCUGGAGCAGAGCAGCACUGAGGCCGAACGUCUCUCACGCUCUCAUGACCCCCUCCACUUUCUACACCACUGCCCUGCACCCACGCCCCCUGCUGGGCUUAAGGAGUGGAGCAGUGUGAGCUUUGAGCCUGAGACGUGUGAGGGCAGUGUGACCCGGGCUCUGUCUGAGCUGGAGAACAGUCUCUCUCAGGAGUUUAACAAACAGUUUAAAGAACUGGCCUCAGAGUUUAACAAAACUGAGCUGAGGAGAGUGCAGCAGUGUGCAGUGGAGGUCACUUUGGGUCCAGACACAGCUCAUCCUGAACUCGUUCUGUCUGAAGAUCUCAAACAGGUUCAUCACACUGAUGUGAGGAAACAGCUCCCAGACUCUCCUCUGAGGUUUGAUCAAUGUCCUUCUCUUUUAGGAAAACAAAGUUUCUCUUCAGGCAGGUUUUACUUUGAGGUUCAGGUCAAAGGGAAAACAAACUGGGAUUUAGGAGUGGCCCAAGAGUCCAUCAACAGGAAGGGAAACAUCACUGCAUGUCCUGAACAUGGGCUGUGGUGCAUUGUCUUAAGAAACAAAGAUGAAUACAAAGCUUGCUCUUCUCCUCCUGUCCCUCUGUCCCCUCAGAGAGCUCCUGAGAAGGUGGGGGUGUUUGUGGACUAUGGAAAGGGUCUGGUCUCCUUUUAUGAUGCACAUUCUGGAGAUCUCCUCUACUCCUUCACAGACUGUUGCUUCAGGGAGAAGCUGUUUCCAUUUUUCAGUCCCAGUUUAAAUGAAGGAGGAUCAAACUCUGCUCCUCUGGUCCUCACUGCAGUGGAGACUUUGAGCAGUGACAAAGUACAAAAGUAAAAGUACUGUACUUAAAGAGGGGGAUUACACUUUUAUGGGGUAUAUACUGUUAACCAGUGGUGGAAGAAGUACUCAUUUUUGUUACUUAAGCAAAAGUAUUUAAGUAUCUGUUUAAAAAUGUACUUAGAGUAAAAAGUAAAAGUAUUUUGUACAGAGUUUGAGAUAUAAUAAAGCUUCAAAUGUAGUCAUUUUAAUAAAGAUUUGUGCUGAAUUACUGAAUUAACUGUUUUUAUUUAUAUAUUUUUGUUUGUUCAAAUUAUGAAUGUGUUAAAAAUAAAGCCUCAGCCUUUUCAGCAGGUCUUAGACAAUAAUACUUUUUUUUUUUUUUUCAAUCCAGUUCACAAAUGUAGUGGAGUAGAAAGUGCAGAUACUUUUCUCAAAUGUUGUGAGAGAAGGUAUCUUUGCUCCCCACACUAAGUCACUCCCCCUUCACAGAUCUAUCACAACGCAAUCACUGUGCAUCCCACUAAUGAAGCAACUGCACAUCAGAUCAGGAUUGUGAUGUUGUUGUGUACAAUUUUGUAUCAUGUUUUUAAUAACAGAUCGCAUGACCAAAACUGUGGCUUCACCAAAAUGGGACUCCAAAGAAAAGCUCAUUUUAGUGACACAAUUGCAAAUAAUCUGGUAACAAACUUUUAUACGCACACCUGCACCUGUUUGUAAUGUUUUAUUUAGACUUGUUGGAUUGCUUUGCUCGUGUUUAUGCUGGUAUUGUAUUUUAAACAAGGCGCCCAUAAAAAAAGAGCUCAAGUGCUCUCUCGUGUGGUUCCCCUAACUGUAAGCAGGGUUUGAAUAAGGCCUCUGAGAGAUCACUAGAUUACUCAAACAUGCACGGACAACAUCUACAACCUCUUCAGUCCUGUUUCUGAUGAAGGAACAACAUUAUAACAUGGGAGAAAGUUUAAAAAGUUGAUUUUGCAUAAUGACCCCUCUUUAAGUAUAAUUCUGAGGUAUCUGUACUUUAUUUAUGUACAUUUUACUGUGUAUAGUUUUUACUCUAUAUUUUACACUGGACUGAAAAGUACCACGUUUGUUUAUUGACCUGAGUUGUUUUAAGGACAAUAAAAAUUCACAGUGUACUAGUAAUGUUCAUCUGAAUCUCUACAGUGAUGUAAAUAAACACUUAUAUGGC